Molecule: messenger RNA, 1878 nt
Organism: Capronia coronata CBS 617.96
Lineage: Eukaryota; Fungi; Ascomycota; Eurotiomycetes; Chaetothyriales; Herpotrichiellaceae
Exons: 2
Coding region: 1-1878 (625 amino acids)
Biological process (GO): monoatomic ion transport; transmembrane transport
Cellular component (GO): membrane
Molecular function (GO): monoatomic ion channel activity
Source: RefSeq, a predicted model, not a curated record
AUGGUGAAAUGGCAGCAGUUGUUCGCGCGCGUGACGGAGAGGGAUUCACCUCAUGUUCGAGAUGAGAUGCGACGAUUGCUUCCGACUUCUACGCAUGACCUUCCUCCGUCUGCGUUUCCUGCCAAAGAAGUGACCAAAGUUGCGCUGCGGCUGAAAUACCAGAUAGAGGAAGUGAUUCCAAUUGAAAUCACGGAGGCGAAGAUCACGGCGGCCAAUAGCGCAAUCAUCACGCCCAAAGUCGUCGAAACAGCCAAGCAGGCAGGCGGAAAGGAUCAUGCCUCAUGUGUCGUGUAUUGCCUGCUCGUUUGCAAGCGCUGGUUCAAGCGACAGGCCAAUCUGGAGCUCUGGGAUUCCGACCUGCACCACGUCCGAGCAGUGGCCUGCGAGAUUCUCGCCAAGCGCAUCAUCGAGGGAGAAGAGGACCAGGAAUACCUGUUGCAAGAGAUGCUGUUGAAGCGAUAUUCGGUGCUGCGCAAGGGUGAAGAAACACAGCCUGCCAACGUCAUCGAGCGAGCCGUCGAUCUGCACUGCCUGACGGUGAUCGGGUCGUCUGGGUAUCAAAAAUGCAUCAAGUAUCUGUGGCGCGGCUGGAUCCAUCAAGACGACGAAGACCCCGGGAACUAUGUCUUCUACGAGCAGCGCGACAACACCAGCUACUGGGCCCAUCUGGACCCGGACCGCAUGCGUGCUCCUAUCUACCAGAAUUUCGUGCAAAUCUCCGUUUCCAUCAUCUAUCUGGGCCUGUAUACCGGGGCCGUGAACACUGUCAACGAGGAUGGCGACCUCGAUGUGGUCGAGGGGAUCCUGUACGUGAUGACCCUGGGCUUCAUAUGCGACGAAAUCGCCAAAUUCUGGAAAGUCGGCCUGUGGUAUUUUGGCUUCUGGAACGCGUUCAACAACUGUCUGUACGCAUUGCUCACGGCGUCCUUCAUCAUCCGCAUGAUGGCCCUGGCACACUCUCCCGAGGAAAGCGACGAACGGCGAGGCGAGCUCAACAAGCUGGGUUACCACUUCUUCUGCCUCGCGGCCCCCAUGUUCUGGAUGAGACUGUUGCUGUACCUCGACACCUUCCGCUUCUUCGGAGCCAUGCUGGUGGUCCUGAAAGUCAUGAUGCGCGAAUCCCUGAUCUUCUUUGCGUUGUUGGUCGUGGUCUGUGUCGGCUUCUUGCAGGCGUUUAUCGGGCUGAAUCAGGUGGAAGGAAACAGUUCCAUCACGUCGUUCAUCAUCACUGCCAUGGCCAACUCGGUCAUGCAAUCGCCUGAAUUUGACGGGUUCGACGACUACGCUCACCCGUUCGGCUUGAUUCUGUACUACAUAUUCACGUUCGUGGUCAUGGUGAUCCUAUUGAACAUCUUGAUUGCCCUCUACAACAGCGCCUACGAGGAUAUUACGGACAACGCCAUCGACGAGUACAUGGCCAUGUUUGCGCAGAAGACACUCCAGUUCACCCGGGCGCCAGAUGAGAAUGUGUUCAUCGCCCCCCUCAAUCUCAUCGAGCUCUUUUUCCUGAUCAUCCCUUUCGAGUGGUGGAUGGAACCGCACCGCUACGAAAGACUCAACGACUACGUCAUGGGCGUCAUAUACUCGCCUCUGCUGGUCGUCACGGCUGCUCUCGAAGCCAGGGAGGCCAAUACCGUGCGGAACAACCGCAAACGAGGCGAGGAGGAUGACGACACGGUCGAAGAGUGGGAAGAGCUGCAAGACGAGAUCGAUUUCGAGACUGAAGGCUGGAAUAAGAAAGUCCGCAGCACGAAACCCAUCGUCGAAGUCGAUGCCGAUGUCCAGGAGAUCAGAGAGCUAAAGCUCCAGGUCAAUGAGCUUCGCGACAUGAUCAGGGCUUUGAGCCCGGCAGUCGAGGGAAAGGCUGACGGGAAGUGA